Messenger RNA from Portunus trituberculatus (swimming crab), 3800 nucleotides. RefSeq names its product zinc finger C4H2 domain-containing protein-like. Gene Ontology annotation, biological process: positive regulation of neuron differentiation. The transcript is spliced from 5 exons. The coding region runs from base 147 to 908 and encodes 253 amino acids. The record is from RefSeq and is a predicted model, not a curated record. Gene Ontology annotation, cellular component: nucleus. Lineage: Eukaryota; Metazoa; Arthropoda; Malacostraca; Decapoda; Portunidae.
AUGGCGCUGAAGGGAAUGGAAGAGAUCCCUCCCUCACGUCCUUCCCAGCGCCUCCCCAUUAACCACACACGUCCUACCCCCCACGACAGAACCCAGCCCGCCUUUCUCCGUCCCUCCCCAAAUAUCGUAUCGUAUUGUUUACCAACAUGUCAGCGGGGAUGGCGGACGACAGGGACAGGAGCGUUUAUUUGAAGCUGGAGGCCCUCAAGGACAUCAGGGCCAAGGUGGUGGCAGUGGAGCGGCUGCGGGGGAGAUUGGCGCAGGAGGUGGAGGUGGUGCAGACAGAAGAGGCCAGUCUAGCUGAGUAUCGUGCAGAGAUGGAGCUGCUGCUUCAGGAAAAGAUGGCUCAUGUGGAGGAGCUCCGCCAGAUUCACGCUGACAUCAAUGCGAUGGAAAGCAUCAUAAAGUCGGCAGAAGACCUCCGCAACAAGAGUCUUGAGCACGCCCGCCGCCUCUAUGACGAGUACCAUCCCCUCAAGCAGGAGGUGAGUCGGCUGGCAGUGCAGCAGCUGGGACAUGACCUCAACCUGCCAAACCUCACUGCUGAGGAUGACCCUGUACCACCAGAUUUCUUUGAGAAGGCGGGAGUGGAGUGGAGCAUGGAGCAUGAUGACCUGCGUGGUGGUGGCCUAAGCCUGCCCUCACUUGGGGCCAUGAAUGCCCCUCCAUCCUUCUUGUCACCUCAGGCUCCUCUGCCAGCUCCCCUCAGGACCACCCCACACAAAGCUGACCAGAGGCCACUUCCCCCUCCUCCAGGACCUCCCACUCCUUCAUUUAGACAACAGCCACCCCCCAUGAAGUCGUGUCUGAGCUGCCACCAACAGAUCCACCGCAAUGCUCCAAUCUGCCCACUGUGCAAGGCUAAGUCUCGCUCCCGUAACCCCAAGAAACCAAAAAAAAAAGAUUAAUAUGAAGAAUUCUGUAUAAGACAAGAGGCACACCUUUUUUUUAAAUGUUCAGGUAACAGAACAUGUAGUGCUUACUUAAAUGUGAUUACUUUUACCUAGGUCAUUAGGAAUGUGAACCAUGAGAUGAUUUGGCAUAGAAAAGUAAGAUUCUGAGCAUUGUAUUUAUGAGAUUGUUUUUCUGCAGUCAUGAUAGUCACUAGUUCUCAUUGCCUUCAUUUUGAUGCAUAUUUUUAAAUUGAAGAAUGGUCUUUACGGUAUGUAAGGUGUAUGUCUCAUUAGUUAGUGUGCUGAACUAGCAUGGAAAAGCAGUGGGCUUGUCUGGCAGUAAGACAAAAGCCACCACUGACCAAGUUUACAAGGGAAAGGACUAAAAAUUAAUGUGGGAAUGAUUGACACAUAAGCAUCUUCAGUGUAGCUGGUAAGAUUUACAGGAAAAUUGUAGCUAACUGCAAGGAUGCAGAUGACACAGUAGGAAUAAUGGAAAGUAAGGAAGGGUUUAGAAAAGAUAUGUAUUAUGUGGAUUAGAUCUUGUCAAGCAAAAAAAAAAAAAAAAAAAAAAAAAAAAAAAAUGCUACAUUCUUGCACCUUGAGAAAAUGUAUAAUGAUCAACUACACUGAAUUGAACCAUCAUUAAAGACAUUUGUUCAAAGAUCCAAACAGAAGAAAUGGGUUACAUUAAAAAUGCCAGUGACAUGCAUAGAAUGGAUGGUGAAAGUAAUGUUAAUAUGCAUUAUAGACUCAGAUCUAAUAUUUGCUAGAGUUGGAAAGGUGGAGGAAUGUAAUGAGGAGUCAAAUGCAGCACCUAAAGGUGGCUUUGUCAUGGAAGAAGCUAAAAUACCUGAGAGAGAGAGAGCAUAUAGUAUAAUUUUUGUGAUGCAAGAAGACAGUCCCCAGUGAAAUAGGAUAACAGAGUGCUAGUGUGUGUGUUAGAGUGAGGGCAAGAGGAUUGGAGCAUGUAGGGAUAGGAAUAAAUGGAAACUCUUCUGUCAAGCCAUUCCAUUUGUGGGUGUUCUUAGGAACAAGGAUCUGAUGGAUAGAUUGAAAUGCAGCUACAGUGGACCCUCAGACCUCAACCUCAAACUGCUCGGAUCUCGUAUAAUGCAGACUCCAACUAAAAAGUUCAAUAGAUUAUAUCACCAGAGGUCAUAAAACUGGUCCUUGACCCACCAAUACUGGACAAAUGCAUGUCUCAGUUUGUUGUAGUGAGGUGUAGUCACCAUGGCUAAGUCGACCAUUAGUAUCAUAAUUGAAAUCAAGGAUGCUAUCAAAGCAGCCAGUGUUGGCAUAGGAUCUUUAUUAGUGUCUAAGCAAAGACUCUAUCACUGGAGUCAACAGUGGCUGGGACUCUAAGGUCUGUUGUAUAUGUAACUAUCUUGCUACUACCUUACCACCAUCUACAUACACUAAAAUUCAACACCAAAAGAUAAAUAAUAUCAGAUUUAGUUUAAUUUUUAUUUACAUAGGUAAAUCAUAAUACACACUAUGCAUUAUAUAUCAGCCAUGUGAUGUAGUUGUGAUGUUGAAAAUAAUUACAAAAAUGGCCAAACUGUACUACAACAUUGCUCAAUUGUUCCUGCAUCCACCACUGGUCAAUUCUAUGGUUUAGCUUUCUUUAUGUGGGAUGUCUAUGUCUGCCAAUGAUGUAGUCUACAUUGUGGAGUAUAGUUGCACUGUGCUGCAAAAUAGAAACUUUUGAGGAAGAAUCAUUGAAUCUUCUGGUGCAAACAAUGGCUUUCUCAGCAGCUUCUAAAAGAGAGCUUCAAUAAAAUAUUUUUGGACCUGCAAGCUGAAAAUCCAACAGAUUUUGAAAAUUAUACAAGAAUGCAAAUCACUGGAUUUCGUAAAUUGCUGCUAAAAAUUAAGCCAUACAUUUGUAAUUGCUCCGACCCAUUGGAGCUGUAGCUAUGCGUGCCUCCUUCCUCUCUGAACUGGUGCAUUACUGAGUAGACACAUAAAGUCGGAGCGGCCCAUCAACACGCUUGUGAUGCAGCAUCGUCUUGAGAGAGCCGUUUUGCAACACAUCCAUGCAAACCUGCAUGCAUUAUGAUGCAUAGUGUAUACGGUUCUUAAGAGAGGUUUUAGAAUGAAUUAAAAUUAUAUACAUUAUUUCCUAUGGGGAAAACAGUUUUAGAUCUCAACCAAUUCAGCCCUUGAAGCCUUCUGGAACGCAUUGUGUUUGAGUACUGAGGGUCCACUACAUAUUAAGUAAAUUCUUUGUGAAGUGUUGAUUGAUUUUUUUGUCAAGCCAUUCCCUUUGUGGGCAUUCUUAGAAAUGGAUCAGAUGGAUAGAUUGAAAUGCAGCUAUAUUAAAUAAAUUCUUUGUAAAGUGUUGAUGACAGCAUCAGCCUACCUCACCUGUAAGAUAAUAGUGUAAUGUGUGUGUGUGUGUGUGUGUGUGUGUGUGUGUGUGUGUGUGUGUGUGUGUUCACCACAGUCUCCUACUGAUCACCCAGCCAGCCUUUCCCUAACUGAAAGAGCUCAGAGCUCAUAGACUGAUCUUUAGGUAGGACUGAGACCACACCACACACCACGCACCGGGACAGUGAGGCCACAACCUUUCAAAUUAUAUCCCGUACCUACUUGCAGCUAGGUGAACAGGGGCAAUACAUUGAGAGGCUUGCCCAUUUACCUUACCACGCCCAUGACUCAAACCCAGGCCUUAUUGGUUGUGAGCCAAGUAUGCUGACCACUACACUACACAGUGUGUGUGUGUGUGAGUGUGAGUGUGUGAGUGCUUUAUACAAUGUUGGGCUUGUAGUUAUUGGGUUAGCCUGGUAUUGCAGGCACUUGUGUAACUGUACUUACAUGUUACUCCUGUAAGUUUUUUCAGUUUGUACUUAAUAGUAUUUGUAGAAUGUAUUGAAUUACUAAAAUACAUUUCUGUAAUUAUGA